AACUCUCGCGAGAUUUCACCCCGAGAAGCUGUGACCCAGUUUAAUGGCCACCAGAUACCUGCGAUAGCAAACCGAGUCAGCCAACUCGACUACUUUACCGCAAAACUUGUUUUUCGUGGAUUUCACGUGAGUCGGGGAAAGACUUCUGCCCCCGUUCACGUAUUUUAAUGAUAGAACAAUGGCCAAUUUAAACGGAAGACCGAGCUAACGUUAGCAUCACGUCACAGCCGAGACUCCGGCAACAACAGGAUUCGAUAUUCGCAACAGAGUCAGUUUCACAAGGAAUAACGACACAAACAUCUACAAUGCGAUUGAAAACAUCUCUACUGAAGGAACCUAAACAUAGAGAAUUAGUGAGCUGCCUUGGCUGGGCCACAGCCGAUGAGUUGUACUCCUGCAGUGAAGACCACCAGAUCCUCAGGUGGAACCUUUUGACCAGCGAGACCAGUCUGGUGGUCAAAUUGCCAGAGGACUUCUACCCCAUUGACCUGCACUGGUUUCCGAAGACAGUUGGUGGCAAGAAGCAGACGUCGGCUGAGAGUUUUGUGCUAACCAGCACCGAUGGAAAGUUCCACCUCGUUUCCAAGUCGGGACGCAUUGAGAAGAGCAUUGAGGCUCACAAAGGAGCUGUUCUCGCAGGCAGAUGGAACCAUGAUGGAACUGCUCUCAUCACAGCUGGAGAAGAUGGGCAGAUCAAGAACUGGUCCAAAAGUGGCAUGCUACGCUCAACACUAGCAAACCAAGGCUCUCCGGUGUAUUCUGUGUCCUGGGGCCCGGAUUCGGAGAGGAUUCUCUAUACAUCAGGUCGACACCUGGUCAUCAAACCUCUGCAACCCAGCGCGAAAGUCAUCCAGUGGAAGGCGCACGACGGGGUCAUUCUCAAAGUGGACUGGAACUCCGUCAAUGACCUCAUACUUUCGGGAGGAGAGGACUGUAAAUACAAGGUGUGGGACAGCUUUGGCCGUGUGCUAUACUUCUCGCUGUCACACGACUACCCGGUCACCUCCUUGUCCUGGGCUCCAGAUGGAGAAGUGUUUGCCGUGGGCUCCUUCAACACUCUGCGACUAUGCGACAAAACCGGGUGGUCCUACGCUUUGGAGAAACCCAACACGGGCAGCGUGUUCAGCCUGGCUUGGUCUGCUGACGGCACGCAGGUGGCCGGGGCCUGCGGGAACGGCCAUGUCAUCUUUGCCAAUGUGGUGGAGCAGCACUGGGAGUGGAACAACUUUAUGAUCAGCCUCACCAAGAGGAAAACCAUGCAGGUAAGGAAUGUGAUGAACGAUGCGGUGGACGUGUUGGAGUUCAGAGAUCGAGUCAUCAAAGCCUCGCUGGCUUUCGGGCACCUGGUCGUCGCCACAUCCCUUCAGUGCUACAUCUACAACACGCGCAACUGGAACACUCCCCUCAUAUUUGACCUGAAGGAGGGAACGGUCAGCCUCAUUCUGCAAGCCGAGAGACAUGCUCUUCUGGUGGACGGGGCCGGCUUGUAUAUUUUCUCCUACGAAGGCCGACUCGUCUCCUCGCCUAAAUUUCCUGGUAUGAGAGCCGACACGCUCAAUGCUCAGUGCGUCUCGCUCAGCAACGACACCGUCGCCAUCCGUGACAAGAGUGAUGAAAAAGUCAUCCUUCUCUUUGACGCCUUGACCGGCAAACCUCUCGGUGACGGGAAGUCUCUGACUCAUAAGCUGGAAGUGGUGGAGAUAGCUCUGGACCAAUGCGGCCCAUCCACCGAGAGAAAAAUCGCUUUGAUCGACAAGAACCGCGACCUUUACCUCACUUCUGUGCGCUACCUCGGACGCGAGCCCAAAAUCUGCAAAAUCGGUAGCAUGAUCCACAGCAUGGCCUGGAACAACACGGCAAACGUCCUGUGCGGCGUCCAAGACAACCAGUUCACCGUUUGGUACUACCCCAAUGCUGUCUUCAUCGACAAGGAGCUGCUUCCCAAAACACUUUACACAAAAGAUGGCAGCGAGUUCAGCCACGCGCCGCACAUUCUCAGCUACGUGGACACCAAAGUGCGCUUGCGCCAACGCGACGGCUCCUUGCUUUACACCAGCGUGCCUCCAUACGCCGGGCUCCUACACGAAUUCAGCAGCUCGGCACGCUGGGAGGACGCCCUGCGCCUCUGCCGCUUUGCCAAGGAAGAGUCUUUGUGGGCUUGUCUGGCUGCCAUGGCGAUAGCCAACAGAGAGCUGACCACAGCGGAGAUGGCCUACGCUGCCAUUAGAGAGUUACCACGAGUGCAUUACAUCAACUUCAUCAAGCAGCAGCCGUCCAAGGAGUCAUCUUUGGCUCACCUGCUGCUGUUCAGCGGGCAGGUCCAGGAGGCCGAGGCCACUCUCUUGCAAGCGGGGCUCGUCUACCAAGCCAUCCAAGUCAACAUUGAUCUCUUCAACUGGGAGAGAGCGCUCGAGUUGGCAGUCAAGCACAAAACCCACGUAGACACCGUGCUGGCCUAUCGGGAGAAGUUCCUGCAGACAUUUGGCAGGAAGGAGACCAAUAAGAGGUUCCUGCAAUACGCUAAAGGGGUUGAAGUGGAUUGGGAGAAAAUCCAAGCCAAGAUUGAGAUGGAGUUGUCCAAAGAGAGGGAGAAAGCUGCAAACGCCUCCGUCAGGAGCGGCUUGGCCCAGCGGCGUUAAUGUCGAGAGAAAUCUUCUGAUUCCCUCCAAGGCUCGGGCUGUCCAGUAAAAACAAAAAAACUAUUCUCUCCGAAUGAUCCACCUAAUACAAGAUGGAUGAGAGACUGGCCACGGUUAGAGAAAAAACAAACUCUUGAGGUAUUUAGGGAUUAUCGGUCCCCAAAGUGGAUCAUAAUUGUCCCGUCUUAGGUUUCAUUGUACUCAUAAUACGGCCUUCCCACACGGGAACACACGACGGACAUUUGCACCUUUGCGCGUAGUCGUGACAUUUCCGCCUGCGGCAAAAUGCACCAUUGUGGCCUUCCUCAUCAUUUCAGACUCAUCGUUGAUCUUAAAUCUUCUUUUGUGAUGUGUUUAUAGGACAUGAUAGAUAUUUUUACAGGUUAUAGUCAAGAAGAAAAUGUAUUUAAAAAAAAAUCAUUGAACUAAA
Molecule: messenger RNA, 3069 nt
Organism: Syngnathus typhle (broad-nosed pipefish)
Lineage: Eukaryota; Metazoa; Chordata; Actinopteri; Syngnathiformes; Syngnathidae
Gene: ift80
Product: intraflagellar transport 80 homolog (Chlamydomonas)
Exons: 20
Coding region: 306-2639 (777 amino acids)
Biological process (GO): cilium assembly
Cellular component (GO): centrosome; intraciliary transport particle B; cilium
Molecular function (GO): protein binding
Source: RefSeq, a predicted model, not a curated record